AUGGUGGGUUUUUUUGGAGAAUUCUGAGGGGAAAUGGGCUGGGCUUAAAAAUCAGAUAUUGGGAGUUUUGAGAAAAAAUGACCUAGAAACCCUACAUUCUGGAUAACAAAAACAAUUUCUGGCCUAGAAAACCAAAAUUCUUCUCAUUUUUUGAGGGGGAAAAUAUGAUAUAUUAUAUUUUUCCCCCCGUUUUUUCUCUCUUCUUUUUUUUUCAUGAAAUAUGAGAUGUCAUAAAGAAAAGAGACAAAUAAUUUUUCUAGCCAUUUUUAUUAUUUUUUUUAGUCAAAAGUGUUUUUGUGAAAAAUUAUAAUUUUGGACAUAAAAUUUCUAUUUAAAAUGUAUCUAAUUUUCUUCAAAUGUUCCCCUAAAAUUCUGUGAUUUUUCAGACAAAUCGUAUGUAUCUCUCAAAUCAAAUAUCUUCAAAUUCACCUUCGAAAUUCGAUCUCCUUUCAUCAUCAGCUUCAGCUUCUUCAAAUUUAGAAUCAGAAAAAUCGUGCUCAACAAUUCUAACAUUUCCCUCAACUUCUUCUGCUUCAAAUUCUUCAUCUUCUUUUGUUCUUCGACAACUUCGAUUUUGUGAUCGACCGGCUGUCGAACAAAUAUGUAAUGAGAGUUUUCCGAUACAGUAUCCUGAAUGCUGGUGAGUUUUUGCGAUGUUUGGGAAUUUUGCCUCGAAAAUCUAGGAUUUCAAAAAUAAAUUGGGUUAUUGUGGAUGAAAAAUCGAUGAAAAAUGUUUAUAUCACAAUUUUUCGCCCCGAAACUUUCAAUAUUAAUAUUUCCUCGUUUUAAAACCUUCAAAAUCCACAAUUUUUUCUCUUUAGGUACGACGAAGUUGUCUCUGGCUCCCUAACCUCAACUGGUCUUUUCGAUGGUCCAAUUCUAGCCGCUAUAAUUGUCUCAGAAACAAAAACGAUAUUCGAAUGCAAUUCCGAAGAUCAAGAUAUUUUAUCCGAACCAAUCAAUAAUUCAGUUGUAUAUAUUCUAUCAUUGGCUGUUGCGAAACCGUAUAGAAGACAGGGUCUUGCGACGAGAUUAUUGGAUAAUCUGUUUAAUACGGUAUGUGCCUUUAAAAAAUCAUGAGUGAAAUCUGGUGAUUUUUGAAUAAAACAUGACCUCAAAACUACAUAAAUCUUUUAAAAUUCUCAACAAGGAUUAUUAUACAUAUUUACCUCCCUUUAAAUCCCGCGUUCCAAAAAAUCCUCAAAACUAUUUUUGUUUCAGAUUGUCAUGGCUCCACCGUAUCCACGAGCUGUUUUUCUGCACGUCCUUUCAACCAACUCGCCUGCUUUGUCUUUUUAUAAAAUGCACGGAUUUCAAUGGCAUGCGAGUUUAGUGUGAGUUCUUUUGGCGCUCAAGAUUUUGACUUCAAAAAUUGAUUUUCAAAUUGCCACGUGAAGUGGCUCCGAAGUUGAAAGAUUUUUUUCUAAUUUUUUGAGACUUUUUUAAUUGGAAUUUAUGAUUUUGAAUGAUCAAAAUUAUGUUCGAAAUUUCAAAAUAUGAAUAUUCCGAAAUUCAUUGACUCUGAAAUUAGUGAAAAAAUAUAUAUAAACAGGCACAUCCUCCUGGCCUUUCACAAACAUCCCCCGAAACUUUGAAUUUUUCCAGAAACUAUUAUCGAAUUGGCGACGAAUAUGGCGAUGGUUGCACAUAUGUUAAAUACACCAACGGUUCUCGGCCACCAAUCACAUUCUAUGAGAUUCUCAAAAUGUUCGGCACCACAAUUUGUAUGCCAAUCAAAGCCGUCUGUAAAUUCUUGUCUUUCUGA
Molecule: messenger RNA, 1765 nt
Organism: Caenorhabditis angaria
Lineage: Eukaryota; Metazoa; Nematoda; Chromadorea; Rhabditida; Rhabditidae
Source: the annotation of a GenBank genome assembly